Messenger RNA from Lates calcarifer (barramundi perch), 3117 nucleotides. RefSeq lists its product as uncharacterized. The transcript is spliced from 2 exons. Lineage: Eukaryota; Metazoa; Chordata; Actinopteri; Centropomidae. The coding region runs from base 677 to 1525 and encodes 282 amino acids. The record is from RefSeq and is a predicted model, not a curated record.
GGGUUUGAAUAUUUUACUUAGUGUAAAAAUCUUAGAGCUUCAAUGAAGACCUGAAACAAACCAAUAUAGAAUAUACAGUACAGCCUGUGAUGCUGACAGACACUGAGCAAUGAGAGGAUUCUUCAGAUUUGAAGCCAAAAUAAAAGUCAGGAAAACAGGAUGUUAAGCACAAUGUAGAUGAUAAUUCACUUCUGUUUAAUGUGACUCAAGGCCAAAGGAAGAAUGUAGUGGUCAGCUCUGUCCCGGCUUCAAAAUGAGGCCGAAAGUCAUGUUUCUGGUCUGAUAUUAUUGCCAAACCAGAAAAUCUGCCCACACCUUUGUGAAAGCCAAGAUUUCAAAACAAUGUUUUCCCUGGAAUCCAAAGGCAGUGUCCACAGUUGUAAUUUUCUAAGAGUGUGUGUGUGUGUGUGUGUGUGUGUGUGUGUGUGUGUGUGAAAUUCAAUGUGGGCUCCCAGUGCCAAACAAUGCAUCCCUAAAUGUAGAGCAGGAAGAGCACACCCAUUGCAGAUUCUACGAUGGGUCCCUGUGAUCCAAACCAGCUGUCAGUGUGUGUCCACAUCCCCUCUUUUCACAUCUUGGUAAAGAAAACACUUAAUGGGCUCAGGUAAAUAUACCUGAACACCCGACGCACAUCUCCACACAUCAGCAUGCUGCCUGAAACUCUCCUCCAGCAGUGAUGCCAGCCUUCAGCCCUCCUGCCCCUUUCCUCUGCGUGCUGCUGUGUGUGUCGGUGGCCCUGCAGCGUUCUGACCUGCGCCUGGCCUACGUGACCCACAACAGCUUUUUCUACUACUCCUGCAGCCAGGACCCGCAGCCCUGCAGCGUCUCCUCGCUCACGGACUGCAGGUGCAAGGACAUUCAGCUGUCCAUGCUGCACCACCCCCAGUCGCACUCGUCUCCCGUUUUCCGGAUGAGGCGUUUAACAGUUUGGUUCACGUCGCCCUUAAACACAGCGCACCUGCUCAACAACUCAGAGGUGAGGCACCUCACUCUGAUCCACUGCGGUCCUGGAGGUUCCAGGGGGACACCUACUACUUCUUCUUCUUCUUCUUCUUCUUCUUCCUCUUCUUCCGUGGAGGGACAUUUUGCCGUGCAGCACCUGGAGAGGCUGACUGUGGUAAACCUGCCACAGAGGCCGAUACACCAAUGUCCAGAUGCAAACAGAGCCAAGAACACAGACUCAAACGCUGACCCAGACAGAGAUAACAGUGCUCACCUAGACACAAAUAGGUACAACAGGGAUAAAGACACAUACCUUGACCAGACUGCAGACAUGAAGAGAGAUUCCUUGGGUUUGUCCUCACCCCAGAUCCAAGACAUCUUCCUGGGCAGGGAGCUGGGAGCAGCGUAUCACGAACAGGCCAGACUGGGGAUCAUCCACAGCUCCGUGCUGGAGUGGGGGGCGGUGGUCAAAGCCUACACAGUCCAGACACACAUAGACAGCGAUGGUGUGCUGCCCUUUCCUGACCUCCACCUGCCAAAAUUACCAGAGACGUCUGUCAUAUAUGUCAGCUUUGUGUACUGAUGCCAACUUACUCUCUGAGGGGUGCAGGUGGGAACAACAGGAGGAAGAGGAGCCAGUGUUUAGGAUCUGGAAACAACAACUUCCUUGCUCUCCAGGGAUUUUGGAUUAAGUCGAAAAAUUGUGUGUCUUUUUUUUUUUUGUUUUGUUUUUUGUUUUACGUUUGAAAAAUAAUCCCUUUAUCCUCUUAAACUGGGAGAUAAAGUGUCCAUCAGUUUACGGAUUAUGUUGCAGUUUAAGUUGGGCCAGUAAGUUUGUUUCUUCAAGCUGACAUUUAGGAGGAAAACAACACAACUCUGCUCCAAAUCUGCUCCCAUGUAAAUGUUAUUUUUGGAGCGAACACAACGAAACACUGACACAAUGAAUACGACCAGAAACUGUUUCCAUAACAUCCUAGUAUUUUGGUCUGGUAAAUGCAGAGCUGCAGUUAAUUUCUAAAAGUAGUCUACUGGUAAAAUUGUCCAACUUUAUUGGAUAGAAACUGAGAGGGACAUUGAACGAGACUGGGAGAUAUUUCUUUCAUUUGUUUUUCAUUUUCUUCUCUAAUAGCUUUAAUCAUAACUUUCCCAAGUGAAAACUUUGCACAGCUGUUUAUCAGCAUGUUAGAACAAACUAUGUCAACUAAUGAGAGACCCGCUGUGGGACUAGAGCAAUCCGCCAGCCCCCUCCAGCUGAAGUGUCCUUUGUUUCCAAACGAUGUUUAUACUGAACUGACGGUAUAAGCCAGAACAAUUGUUUACCAAUUGGAAUUUUAGUCCUCUUUAUUUCCUUGUUUUCUGGUCUAACAACAGGAGCUUCCACCAUGAGGUGUGUCCCAAAAACAGCUCUGACCUUGCUGCUGCAUUCAAUGAUCAGGCACCUUUCAAAUUCAUUCAGUUAAAUGGAAACUCAAGAAUUUUAUCCCUAGUUUUGUUUGGUCUCAAACAUAAAAGUGUGUGUUGCAUAGCGGCCAUGUAAGAUUACACUGUUCAGGGCUGUGGGUGGUGCCUCACAUUUCCCCCAUAUGAGAAGGGAUUUACUUGUGAGCCAAAAUGUCACCACUAGAAGGAGGACAUUGAGCUAAUUUGGACAUCUGUGAGGGAUGAAUUCCUCCCAACUCUGCUGCUGCAUUUCUACAGCUGACCUCUGGCUUCUGGUCUCUGGUCCCUGUAUAAAAGCAAGCAGAGACUUUCUCCUUUAAGGUACAUAGAAGUUAUUAUUGGUGGCAACUGUGACAUAAGUGGCAUUCUUAAAAAAAAAAUGUGAAAUGCAUGUUUGCUUGCAAUAUUAAACCACAAGAUGGCAGCAGAUACACGUGAGUCAAAGACAUAGACUGGAACUGAAAUGUUGAGGGAAAGAGGUUGCUUUUUCUGCUAUUUUUUAAAAACUUAUCCACAGCUCUUAAAUAAUCCAGUUAACCUUACAUUCAACACGUGUGUCACGACACAUUUCAGCACUUUAAAAGCUUAUGGGGAAUGUUUUGGUUUUUUUUUAGGACAGAGGUAUGUUGUUAAGUAUUGCCUUGUAUUUAUUUGUUUACUAGAAUAUAAAUCGACAGAGUCAUGGCUUGCAUUUGUUUACAACAAAAACAGAAAUAAACGAUUUACUUACCAUAA